Molecule: messenger RNA, 1889 nt
Organism: Porites lobata
Lineage: Eukaryota; Metazoa; Cnidaria; Anthozoa; Scleractinia; Poritidae
Source: the annotation of a GenBank genome assembly
AUGAAAGAUAAAGAGGAGAAAAAGUGGACAAAAGAGAAUGAGCUUCAACUUAUCACAAGGUUUGACUGAAUAUAUUUUUCGGUGUUUGCGUACUGUAUCUCUAGCGCAGGAAAUUUUGCAUAGAUGGUUUUUGUUAUUCUAGUUAAGGAUUAGUCUGUACACAGGCUAGUUAAGGAUUUUCUUUGUGUGUUCUGGAAGGUUUAUCUCAUUGGCCUAUGUUGUAUUUUUUUUCGUAGAUUGUACAACUCUGGCGUAACCCAAGAAUGCGAUGUGGAUUGGAUGGAAGUGAAGUCUGACUUCAAAAGGUGAGUUGAAUUUUUUUAUUGGACUAAAAAGUGAUCAUAUUUAUGAGAAUAUCACAAAACGUUAGUGAUUUUGCCUCCUAGAUUCUGAUAAAAAUCUUUAUUUCGUAUCGCUGCACCCAUUUCAAGUUCAUUGCCUUGGUAUUUUCUGUUCUUGUCAAUCCAUGCCAUGAAAUUCAAAUUUAAUCCAAGCACACAACUGGAAACUUUCCUUAGAAAUGUCUUUCAUUUUCAUUUUUAAUCCCUGGAUACCCAAAAGGACGUCUGCGUGGGAGGCUAAAUUGCGGCGAAAGAAGAGAGGAUAGUGUAUUGUGCCCCUUGUAUCUACAGUACCCAUAAGGAAUGAACGUUUUGGUUUAGUUUUUGUUCUAGCAUUUUGCUUGUUUGCUGCCUUCGCUCAAUCUUAUUCGCGACUUAACUGUUAAUUUCAGCAAUUACCCACCACAGUGGCUCCGGAACAAAUGGUCAGAAGUCAAAAGAAAAGUUCCAGACUAUCAUUUGCUGGAAUUUGAAGGUGCGUCAAAGUCAAGAGUUCGGCAAUAUUUAUUUAUAUGUAGCACCAGUCUCCUGUUGGUUUUUGCUAAGAUUUCUAAUAAGGAAUUUUUGGGGGAACACUACGGUCUACUAAGGGAUGCAAGUUGUAUAACGAGUGGGAAGUCUCUGUUCGCCAUAUGACCCUUUACCCAAGGUGACAAAAAAAAAUUUGAAGAAAAAGAAAUAUUAACUUUUAUUUUGUAAAAUAAUGAAAACCAAAUAGUUCAUGACAGUAUCACCGAAGAGAUUUCAUUUGAUUGGCCCGGGUUUUCGUGCACAAAUGUCGGAUUCAUUCAUUCGUUCGUUCGUUCGUUCGUUUGUUCAUAAAAACUCAUACAGUUUCUUUGGCCUACAGACGUCUUUGAUUUGCAUAUAGUUAUUUGAAACAUGAAUGUUUCACCUUUUUUCUCAGCAGUCAAAAAGGUUAUGCAUGAAAACAGUUCAUAAUUCACCUUUCCACACCUGCCCAGAAAUAUGCUUGAUAAGGUCUUAAGCUUUCAUAACCCACCAAUAACUGAUAAGCCCUUAGGGGGUGGUGGUGGUGAUGGUGGGGGGGGGGCGCUAGUGGUGUGGUAAAAAGAGGAAGUAUGGCAUAUCUAAACGUUUUUCUGUUUUCUUCAUCUUCUGUUUCUGUAGAUAUUUUGGAUUAUCUGUACCAUGUAUAUGGCAGAACUCUAACAGCUCAACUUGAAGCUGAGGCUUCCACAUCCAGCAACGAUGCCAGUUAGAAACCAUUUCAGAAUGAGCCUCAUGAGGCGGCCUGCUGUGCUUCUGUACAACCGAAUUAUAGUAACGUUCGGUAGAAGCACCACGUAUACCCUGGGUACCAGAGGUUUUUCUCGCGUGCGGCGGGAAUUUUAUGUGUUGGCCGUAGGCCGAAGCCACGAGCGGCGAAGCUUUUCGCGCGGGUCGCUAUAAAGACUUGACAGAAACCGGAAACCGCGCUAGAAAAGUCUCUGGCACCCAGGGUACACCGCGUAUGAACUGGGCAUAUUUUCCUCUGUUUAGUUUACGGUUUUUAUAUCUUAACCACCCGUGUGGUUACAGCCGGCC